ACCAAGUUUCCAACAGGUAAUAUCCUUUCAGUAAACUGAUUUGGCUGUGGGAGAUAUGUAGCUGCUAUUGACUUGUGACCAAGUAUCUGAACCCGACCUUUUCUUGUUACAUGCCAUGCGAGGAAUGAAAUGAAGCGAGCUUUGAUGAUGUUUUGCAGCUGUAAAUUGUUUACUCAGGGCAAUGUCACCCUUCCCCGCAUAAUGAACUGACUCAGUGAGAUGAUUGGACCUGAUUGGCUGAUGCUUGGAGUACAUACCUGCAAUUGUUUCUGCCUUUAGCUUGCUGAUCCUGCAAUCGUAUCUAUGGAUCCUAGUUUUAGAUGUGCAAUCUCUUGUCAUGUUUUUUCCGUUGUCGUAAGAGGGUAACUAGUUAUUUAUCCUGAUAUGUAGGACUGAGAACUUAAGCUUGUUUUGCCUAUGUAUAUGUGAUGACAAUGGGAUGUUACCCGAAUUUUAGCAAAUCUUACCGAUGUUGGCAAGAAAUUCCGUUCAAGCUUCACAGUAUGUCGCUGAAAUGACAUCACGGCAUUUCUUCAGUUGCCAGCCAUAUCCUAGUUAAAUAAUUUGGCUGAGGGAAUUAUUAGUGCCAUAGCCUAUCUCUAUAUUCCUGCAUUAUCUAAGUUGAGAUUGUGACGUAUGCUAACAAGAUGAUUUCUAAAACACCAGUAGGGAGUACUAAACUACAUCACAAUUCUAACAUUUGCUCGGAGGUAGAAGUGGAAGUUCACAUUGAGAAUGAAUCCUCUCACGCCCUAAGACCAACAGUGUUUCGUCCUCUGACAGCAAGGAGGUCAGAAGCUCAAGAAUUGCUCGGACACCACACCACCCACUCUCAAAUCUCAAUGGAGCUACCACCAUGGGCGCCCUUCCUCGCCGUCGUGCUCGCCACCAUUCUCUUCUUGAAGGCCGUCUUCCGCCGCAAAGGCACGUGCAACCUCCCGCCUGGCCCCAAGCCAUGGCCGAUCAUCGGCAACCUCAACCUCAUAGGUGCACUCCCGCACCGCUCCAUCCACGCGCUCUCCAAGCAGUACGGCCCGCUCAUGCAGCUCCGUUUCGGGUCCUUCCCUGUCGUUGUUGGCUCCUCGGCCGAGAUGGCCAAGCUCUUCCUCAAGACCCACGACGUGGUGUUCACCGACCGGCCCAGGACCGCCGCCGGCAAGUACACCGGCUACGAUAACAGCACCAUCACAUGGUCCCCGUACAACGCGCACUGGCGCCAGGCGCGCAGGGUGUGCCUUGCGGAGCUCUUCAGCGCGAGGCGGCUCGAGUCGUACGCCUACAUCCGGCGCGAGGAGACGCGCGCCCUCCUGUGCGGCCUGCACGAGGCCUCCGGGCGCCUCGUGCUGCUCAAGGACCACCUGUCCACCCUGAGCCUGAACGUCAUCUCGCGCAUGGUGCUGGGCAGGAAGUACCUGGAGAAGCAGGCGGCGGGCGAGGACGGCUCGGCGACCAUGGCGCCGGAGGAGUUCAAGUGCAUGAUAGACGAGCUCUUCUUCCUCAACGGCGUGCUCAACAUCGGCGACUCCAUCCCAUGGCUCGACUGGAUGGACCUUCAGGGGUACGUCAGGAGGAUGAAGAAGCUGAGCAAGAAGUUCGAUCGAUUCCUAGAACAUGUCUUGGACGACCACAACGAGCGGCGGCGCCUCCAGGGCGAGAACUUCGUGUCACGGGACAUGGUUGACGUGCUGUUGGAGAUAGCCGGCGACCCAAAUCUUGAGGUCAAGCUCCACCGGAAUGGCGUCAAAGCUUUCAUUCAGGACCUCAUCGCCGGUGGCACGGAAACCACGGCGAUCACAGUGGAGUGGGCCAUGUCGCAGAUGCUCAAGAAACCCGAGGUGUUCUCCAAGGCCACAGAGGAGCUGGACCGUGUGGUGGGGCGAGAACGAUGGGUGACGGAGGACGACAUCCCCAGCCUUCCCUAUGUGGAGGCCAUCGUCAAAGAAACCAUGCGGCUGCACCCGGUGGCGCCCAUGCUGGCACCCCGUUUGUCCCGUGAGGACGCUUCCGUCGGUGGCUACAACAUCCCCGUUGGUACGCGCGUGCUCAUCAACGUGUGGUCCAUCGGCCGUGACCCGGCAGUGUGGGAUUCGCCGGAGGAGUUCGUACCGGAACGGUUCGUCGGCAGCAAGAUUGACAUCAAGGGGCAUGACUUCGAGCUGCUGCCAUUUGGGUCCGGGCGGCGGAUGUGCCCCGGAUACAGUCUGGGACUGAAGGUGAUCCAUGUGAGCCUCGCCAACCUGCUGCACGGCUUUGUGUGCAAGCUCCCCGAUGGCGUGACGACGGAUCAGCUGAGCAUGGAGGAGAUCUUCGGCCUGUCGACCCCGCGCAAGUUCCCGCUACAGGUCGUGAUGAAACCCAAGCUCCAGGGCCACCUCUACGCAAGGGGUCAUUAGGGUAUUGUUGUCCGCUUCUUGUGCUUCCCAAGUCUCGUAUUGCGUUCUUGUGUUGCGUAGAGUCAUGUGGAAAAAUAAUGGGAAGAUUCGAUGGAUGCUUGUCCA
Molecule: messenger RNA, 2498 nt
Organism: Triticum aestivum (bread wheat)
Lineage: Eukaryota; Viridiplantae; Streptophyta; Magnoliopsida; Poales; Poaceae
Product: dimethylnonatriene synthase
Exons: 5
Coding region: 648-2393 (581 amino acids)
Molecular function (GO): oxidoreductase activity, acting on paired donors, with incorporation or reduction of molecular oxygen; monooxygenase activity; heme binding
Source: RefSeq, a predicted model, not a curated record